UUUUAUCAACACAUAACCUUUUUCCCUAUCAGUUAGAAUAUAGGUAGGACUGUGGACGGAUCGCCUCAGUAAUGCACAGAGCACUUGAUUAUCAACAACUAACUCAUCAUAAAAUAUGUCGGACAUGAUAAUUUGUGACUAAACAAAAAUUAUAUUUAACAACAGUGCGUUUUAAAAGUUCUUAGUCUUGCUUUCUAAUUAUUAAUCAGUGUACUUAUGUAAUGUUUUGAAUUACUACAAUUUUGUUUUGUUUUUUUUUAUCGAAUUUAUAUUGACAAACAAAGGAAAUGUUGAAAUUAUCGAUAAAAGAAGCUAUGAAGAUCGGGUUCAUUGGAGGUGGUAGACUGGCGUUUGCGUUGGCGAAUGGAUUUACAUCUGCAGGUCUAGCAAAACCUGAUGAAAUUACAGCGAGCUGCCACCCAGCUGACGUGUUGAGUGCAGAUGCCUUUAAGGCAAGUAUUACGCAUUUGCUUGUCUCUAUGUUUCUUCUAAAAUCCACAUUAGGUGCAACCGCACUUUUCGAGAACAAAUCAGUAGUUGAGCGAUCCGAAGUUAUUAUUGUGUCUGUUAAGCCUGACGUGGUCGGUAAGGCGCUGAGGGAAGUGAAAGACUUGCAGGCGUCUGGAAAUAAGCUGUUCAUAUCUGUUGCUAUGGGAGUAUCCACUGCCAGUAUUGAGAAGAUGUUGCCGUCUACAGCUCGAGUAAUACGAGUUAUGCCAAAUACACCGGCGUUAGUGAAGGAAGGUGCCGCAGCACUUUGCCGCGGCAAGCUGACCACGGACGAGGACGUGAAACUGGCCACGCAGCUGUUCCGAGCCGUGGGAACAUGUGACGAAGUGCCGGAGUAUCAGAUGGACGCAGUCACUGCUCUCAGCGGAAGUGGACCCGCCUAUAUUUACAUGAUGAUAGAAUCUCUGGCUGAUGGUGGUGUCAGAUGUGGGCUACCUAGGGACUUGGCACUGCGCCUCGCUACUCAGACCACACUCGGAACCGCGGCCAUGUUGAAAAAUGGCGGACAUCCAGCCGCCAUGAAGGAUAAUGUUACCAGUCCUGCAGGAUCAACUGCGGAAGGGACCUAUCAUUUGGAGAAAAAUGGUUUAAGGGCAGCCGUCAUCGGCGCUGUCAAAGCUGCAGAAGAAAGAUGCAAACAAGUGAAUAGAGAACUCUCUGAAAAGCUUUAACGUUUAAUUUUAUAUGUAUAAUUAUAACUUAAUUACAUUUUUAUAUUACACUUUCUUUGAAAGUUCAACUCGUUUGUUACUAAAUAACGUUACACCUUCGU
This is a messenger RNA of Diatraea saccharalis (sugarcane borer), 1282 nucleotides long. NCBI's taxonomy places the organism in Eukaryota, Metazoa, Arthropoda, Insecta, Lepidoptera, Crambidae. The record is from the annotation of a GenBank genome assembly.